UUUAGAUUCAAAAGGAAGAUUCAUAGGCCGGAAAUUUGUUGCAUUCGCAGCAUUUAAUACCACUCCUUUGCCACACUCACUUAAUGAGGCUCGAAAUUGUAUUUCUGCUUUCAGCGACCUCUAGCUACCUAUUUGAUUCGACUCAAAUACGUUUGUAAUUUCUACCUAGCUCUUCUAUUUUCAAAAAGGUAUUCAAAACUUUUCGACAGCCUUCUCAACAUUGUUUAUUUGAAAGUGAUCAAAAUGGCGCCUCAUCAUGGCCACCCCCUGCACGUACAGCACAAAAAGCAUGGCGACCAUGACCACAUCAUGAAACGACUAGAUGGCUACAUCAAAGCCUACAGAAAAGGAGACACAGAAGCCAUAAUGAAAUACUACCACCCAGACAACUUUGUCUACUCUGACUUCAGUCCGUCUUUAUCCCAAUCACCCAUUUCCUUUCCGGGCAAUCGCAAUCCCGAUCCCCAAGAUCCACUAACACCCUCUAGGCACAUCGGAUCGCCACCUAAUGGGACUUUCAGAAGUCGCCUCCCAUUACUCAAACACCUUCAGCAAUUUUCACGAUCUUACUAUCACUACCCUUUCCGUACACGGACACAAGGAUUUCACGGCGUGGGAAUGGGAAAUCACGUGCAAACCGGCUGUUUCUCCUGAGACAGGAGAGCGAUUAGAGAAGGAACAGGCGGAUUUGAAGAAAUUGGUGGGUUGCACGUUGAUGUGGUGGGAGGAUGAUAAGAUUGUGAGGAAUCAUGAUUAUGUGCAGGUGAAAGAUGUUUAGGAUGUUUUUUUGGCUAGAGGAGAAGGGUACCGGGGGGGAGCCGAUUGAACUAAGACUAGAAGUGUUUUUGUCGUCGGAGGUGGUCAACGAACAUUUCUCUUUGACAGGUUUUGAAGGUCAGUUGAUCGUGCGUCUAACAAAAAUGACAUGUAAUUUGGUCAUGUUUAUUAGUUGUCGAGAUUUCGACGGAGAAAGCUUGGGGUGCGCGGAAGUCUUCCUAGGAUUGGCGAAACUUGGCACUACUUUAUCCUGUAUUUAUUUCCGUAUUCUUAAAUCCUGAUAGCAUAAGUCAGAGGUCGGAUAAAAUAACAACUCCAUCGUUU
Sclerotinia trifoliorum is the source of this 1101-nucleotide messenger RNA. The record is from the annotation of a GenBank genome assembly. NCBI's taxonomy places the organism in Eukaryota, Fungi, Ascomycota, Leotiomycetes, Helotiales, Sclerotiniaceae.